AUGCAUGAAAUGCUGAAUGUUCAAAGUGGGGAAUGGGUGCGGGAUGGUAGCUUGGAGAGAAUGAGAAAUCUUCGACGCUUGUGCUUGUACAAAAUAUCAAGCUCUGAUUCCGAAGGUUUGGACAAUGCUCUCGGGAGAUUAAACCGACUUGUUUGGUUGGAAAUGGAGGGAGAAGCGUUGCCAGCAAAUAUACUGUGUUCAUCUAAUCACCCUCACCUUCGAUACUUAGAUUUGAGGGGACCAUUGGAGAGGCUUCAUUUGGACAAUACCCACCACGACGGUCCAUUUCUUCCCAACUUGGCAAUUCUUAAUCUUGGCGGGACAUGGUUGGAGAGUGAUGAUGUUUCUUCCACACUCGCAACACUGCCUAACCUCGAACGUCUUUAUUUAGUAGAUGAAGCAGUCGUGGGGAGCGUUUUGGUGUUUCCCAAGGGUGGCUUCCCCCGGCUGCAAUAUUUGUCUAUUUGGACAUUACAAGACUUGGAGGAGUGGAGGGUGGAAGAGGGGGCGAUGCCUUGCCUCAGAGAAUUACAUCUUUGGUACUGCUCCAACAUGAGAAUGCUUCCGGAGGGACUGCGAGGACUCACCCAACUGAAGCUAUUUGACCUUAAUGGAAUGCCAGUAAUCGAGAGAAGGAUCGAGAAGGAUACUGGGGAGGAUUAUUACAAGAUCCAGCACGUGCCUUCCAUUAAAAUGCCGGACUAA
Molecule: messenger RNA, 705 nt
Organism: Musa acuminata AAA Group (dessert banana)
Lineage: Eukaryota; Viridiplantae; Streptophyta; Magnoliopsida; Zingiberales; Musaceae
Product: disease resistance RPP8-like protein 3
Exons: 1
Coding region: 1-705 (234 amino acids)
Biological process (GO): protein folding
Molecular function (GO): alpha-tubulin binding
Source: RefSeq, a predicted model, not a curated record